Molecule: messenger RNA, 2309 nt
Organism: Podospora bellae-mahoneyi
Lineage: Eukaryota; Fungi; Ascomycota; Sordariomycetes; Sordariales; Podosporaceae
Exons: 2
Coding region: 780-2309 (509 amino acids)
Source: RefSeq, a predicted model, not a curated record
CCCACCUUCGGUGCAGCGAUCUAAUGCAGGGACUCAAACUGCCCGCGCUCAUCUCAGAUCAGGUUGGCCUCUCCGAGUCCCAUCUUCGAUCACGGGAGGGACGGGAAACAGGAGGCAACAGAGAUAUCUAUAAGGUAUGGAAGGGUCGGGAAUCCUGGACAUGGACCAACCUUGCAUCACCAUCCAUGUUUCAGAAGGGUCGACCGCUGGACAACCCCAACUGGUUCCCCGGAUUUUCAACUGCCCUCAACCCAGGGAAAAGAUGCGGCCGCUUGAGCUAGCGGCUGAUGUGCUGCGACGAUUCAACGUCAAUGCCCUGACGGCGGCGAGUUCGCGGCUCUGGAUUUGACAGACGACGGUCGAGAUGGUGUUCAGGCGGGUGCCCGUUCGUCGUCACCUGCAUCAGACGGCAUGGGGAACCCCCUGGACACAUGCGGCCGCCUUACUCUCCCGGCCAUGUGCUUUUUUUGCUACGAUAGAGAGAGCUUUGGUAAUGGUUUAAGAAGCACGGCUUUCCCUUCUUCGUCUCUUUUCUUCUGUCUCUGUAUCGUCCACACCAUGGACAUCACCACAUCUUGACAUCCAACCCCUGUCCCACAACGCCUACGAACCCUGUCAGCGGAACAUAGGGGACUGCUAAAGCAUCCAACAGCUCCUGCCGGAUUCAGGGCGCUAAAGUAUCCCCAGCAAAUGGCGGCGCGUUGUUGCCCUUGUGCCUUGCCCAAAGAGGUCAUUUUCGCACACAUCCCAGGAAAGAGGAAGCAGUGAGACGGUGAGACAUGCAGCGCUCGGGAGCCACACCGACGCAGACGGCCGCGCCCUUUUUUGCGUCCCUGUUUGGCGGCGGUCAUCACUCGUCCAACUCCAACUCCAACUCCAACUCCAACUCGCACUCGCACUCGCACGACGACCCCUCGUCGCUGUCUCCCACCACCAGGAAAUCUCCGGGAAAAUCCAUCAGGUCGCUCUCCCGUCCCACCAGCUCGGGCGUCGACGCCGCUGGUGACACAGGGGCUAGUCCAGCCCGGCAACACAACGUUCUCCACAAGAGCCGCGAUCGCAGGCCCUCAUUUGGUCGCAAGCCCUCCUUCUCCUUUGCCUCGUCCAGCUCCCCGAAGCGCCGCGCAAACUCGUCGUCGUCGGCCAAUGGCGCCGCAAGACCUCCGGCCAUCCAGCUCUUCCCCGACACCGACAAUCCCGUGCCUCCGCUCCCCGACUACGCCCUCGCCCAGGCCGUGAACAAGUUGUCGAGAGAGACCGACGCCGUGCUGUCAUCCCCCACCUCGAUCCCUGAGGGCUUCUCCAGGAUGCUCAGUCGUACGACACCCGCGAACGGCCAGCUGGCUCCCCCUCCUGUUCUCCAGGGCGGAAGCAGCAGUGGCCAACCGAGCGAGCUGAGCGUGGUGCACCAGCAUAUUCAAGAGACGGCGAAUAAGAGGAUAUCGACGUUGGACUAUCUGCGCAAGGCCCACGAAGGCCGCAUCUACUGGUUCAACACCCUCCUCUUUGACAAACCCGACCUCCAACGCAUGCCUUAUUUCGAUCCCCGCAAACUCGCCCGCCGAGCCACAAACUACCUGCUGCUUGGAAUCUCCCUACCAGCAGUGAUAGACCUCAACAGCAGCAACGCUGUUGAAUUCCUCAAAUCCUUCAACACCCUCCUCACAGAAUUCGACUCGUUUCAGCAACUCCACUCCGAAUCAGGCGCUUCGUCCUCUUCGUUGUCACGAGCGAGAAUACCACAGAUGUUCCGCCGCGCUGCCGGCCCUGCCAAGACGAGACGAUCCUCCAGCGCGACCACGGCGGCGGCAGCGGCGGCGACGGCAUCGCUGGCCGGCACAGCAGGGGAGUCCUCCCUCGGAGAGCAGCAGCUUGCUCAGCUGGAGAGUCUGGCGCUCACACCAUCAAUCACCAACACCUCCACCACUUACCCGGGUGUAGGAUCAGGAACGGUCAAUGUCACGCAUCCAGCGUCGAUUAUGAACUUUGCGGGGUCCGAGAUUGAUUUACUUCCCGGGGAGGAGUACACCCACCUGCUCACGCCAAGUCUGCCGUUUGACCCGGACUUUUUCGAGACGUUUGCCACUUUGUGUGAUGUCUUGAUUGAUACGUACACGAGAUUGCUGGGGCUGCUGCCGAGUCCGAAUCAUUGUGGGGGGAGCGUGGCCGAGUUGUUUAGCAAGGCGGAUGGGAAGGUGAGGAAGUUGUUGGUUCAGGGGGUUGUGAGGGAGUUUGAGGAGGGGACGAGAGCCGGGGUGAAGAGUGAGGUUGCGAAUGUGGGGAAGGUGGUGUUGAGCGGGUUGAUGUGA